Messenger RNA from Xenopus laevis (African clawed frog), 790 nucleotides. It is a transcript of the gene rps15a.S, whose product is annotated as ribosomal protein S15a S homeolog. The transcript has 5 exons. Gene Ontology annotation, molecular function: structural constituent of ribosome. The record is from RefSeq and is marked provisional. Bases 366 to 758 code for a protein of 130 amino acids. Gene Ontology annotation, cellular component: ribosome. NCBI's taxonomy places the organism in Eukaryota, Metazoa, Chordata, Amphibia, Anura, Pipidae. Gene Ontology annotation, biological process: translation.
CAGAGCCGGUGAGUAUGGCUGAAUCCUUGGCCUGGCUGUAAUCUUGCCUGUAUCCCGGCCAUCCUCUGUCUGGCUGUCGCACUAAUGUGCUCACUAAAGAGCGCGCUUCGGACGCUGCCGCUUCAACACGUUCUUGGGCAUCUUUGACUUGUGCGUGUCGUUGGAAUGGGACGACAAAAUAAUGGCCGGCUCUUUCCAGCUUCCAGGCUGACUCCGAAACUGAGGCGCCUAUGGGCUCCGUGUCUGGGAUCCUGUGCUCCUUCCCAUGGCUAAUACUUAUCUUUGUUGCUCAUACGGGGCUGCUGGGACUGAUGAACCUGUGUUUGUGUGCGAGCCCUCAGUUUGGCCGACAAUUGCCAGGCACCAUGGUGCGCAUGAACGUCCUUGCCGAUGCUCUGAAAAGCAUCAAUAAUGCAGAGAAACGUGGCAAGCGCCAGGUCCUCAUCCGACCAUGUUCAAAAGUGAUAGUGAGAUUCCUGACCGUAAUGAUGAAGCAUGGUUAUAUUGGGGAGUUUGAGAUUAUUGAUGAUCACAGAGCUGGGAAAAUUGUAGUCAAUCUCACAGGAAGGCUUAACAAGUGUGGUGUCAUUAGCCCCAGAUUUGAUGUUCAACUGAAGGAUCUGGAGAAGUGGCAAAAUAACCUCUUGCCAUCACGUCAGUUUGGGUAUAUUGUGCUCACUACUUCAGCUGGCAUCAUGGACCAUGAAGAAGCCAGGCGAAAACACACAGGAGGCAAAAUCCUGGGAUUCUUUUUCUAAGCGACACAAGAAAAUAAACUGUUAUCAAAGAA